Bradysia coprophila is the source of this 1825-nucleotide messenger RNA. Its product is annotated as C45 family peptidase tan. The record is from RefSeq and is a predicted model, not a curated record. Lineage: Eukaryota; Metazoa; Arthropoda; Insecta; Diptera; Sciaridae.
GUUUGUUUGGUUUUUCAUUUAUUGAUAAAGCAACCGUUUGUCGUCUUCGUAUGUUCAGUUGAUUUUUAAAAUUCAACCGAUUCGGAAGGUGGUUUUUACUAAUAUAUACGUUCGUGCCUUAUACCCAAAGUGUACUUGUAUAGUAAUUAUUAUCGCCGCUCAAUUGAAAGUGGAAAUUGUUUUUAUUGAUCAAAUUUUGAUUUAUAAUUAAAACGAAAACGGAAAAAUAAUUUUCUCAGACAAAAAAUAAAUUUUGAUUAGUGAAAUAAAAUGAGUGCACCGAAAAACAUUCCUAGACGGCAGAGUAUUCCCAUUCUGUAUACGAAAGGCACGCAUUAUGAUGUUGGAUUUGACAUGGGCCGAACAUUUGGUGCCAUAAUCAAAAACUUUCUUUUACUGUCAGAACCAUUGAACGAGGAGUUCAUCCCAAUUUACAAUACACCGAAAGGAAAGGAAAUCUACAAUGAAACUUUAAAUUCUGUGAAAGAAUCAUUUCCGCAAUACAUUCGAGAACUUGAAGGUGUUGCAGAAGGCGCUCAGGUUGAAUUUUAUAAGCUAUUUUUAUUGCACAUGGAUGAUAUCGUGCCAAGUGCAGCUGCCCAAAAGAACACCAUCGAUCAACCAGUGGGAUGUUCAACAAUUUGCGUCAAUCAACCCGAUUGUCAAAUUCUUGGUCACACUGAGGAUGCUUUGUCAGAAGUGCUAAAUCAUUUCUAUUUCGUGUCGGCUCACAUAAUCAGCGAUGAACCACAAGGAAAAUAUAAUGUUACCGAAGAGAGGUUCACAUCUUUAUGUUACGCGGGACAUUUACCUGGUUAUACAAUGAACUACAAUCACCAUGGCUUGAUAUUUUCGAUAAAUACGCUGAGCGCUAAAAAUUGUUUAAGCGGAAAAACUCCUCGCCACUUUAUCACCAGAGCCUUGUUGAGUGCUGAGAACUUUGUCCAGGCUCAGACUAUACUGCGAGACAAUGGGGUUGGUGCUGGUAAUGGAUGUUCGGUCAAUAUGACCUUCCUACGCCAAGAAGGAAAUCGAUUGUUCCAUAAUGCUGAAAUGGGGCCGGCUGAAAAGGGAACGAAUCAGUCGCAAUUGAAUGUGUUUACUGCCAGUCCCGGGGAGCAAAUUAUUCAUGCGAAUAAAUAUUUGAGACUGUCCGUGCAAGAAGUCACCGGAUUGAUAAUUGACUCGAGUGAAGAUCGUAUGGCGACAUUUUGUUCCUUUCCGCCGCCAAAAACAAGGGAAGACGUUAUCAAUAUGUUGGGCGAUCGGUCGGGAAAACGACAUUGUGUAUUCUGGGAAAAUAAUGGCGAAGAACCGGUUAAAACCGUUGCCGUUGGAAUUUUUGAUUGCUUGAAGCAGACAUGGUCAAUUUAUUCGGAUAAUCCGAAAUUCAAUGAGCCACUUGUUGUUCUUCCAUUGGUACUUAAAGAGCAGCCAAUUAUCAAUAACAACAAAGUUUAAUCGUGUUUCCUACUUCAAUGGUCUACUCAUUCCUAAUAGUUUUUAUUAUGUAAUCAUUUUGACUAUUUUUUAUUAUUAUUAUUUAACGGUUUAGCCACGGCACAGUAAAAUAAACCAGGCAGUAGCGGUUCAUUUUCGAAACGUCAAAUAAGGGACCUAAUACACUGUAUGAAAAUGAACUCAAAUGAACACUGACAUAAAUUGAAAAAUUUUAUUCGCAAAAAAUAUAGCGCUACUAGAUGAUAAAGGUCCCUAGUCAACUCAGGGCUCCUGCCUGGUUAACUUUAUUCUGUCGUGGUUUAGCUAUCAGAAACUGUACCUACUGUACUUAAUAAAACGUUCUACGAUUAUUAUCAAAUGCGUC